Neomonachus schauinslandi (Hawaiian monk seal) is the source of this 1221-nucleotide messenger RNA. It is a transcript of the gene HS3ST3A1, whose product is annotated as heparan sulfate-glucosamine 3-sulfotransferase 3A1. Bases 1 to 1221 code for a protein of 406 amino acids. The transcript is spliced from 2 exons. Lineage: Eukaryota; Metazoa; Chordata; Mammalia; Carnivora; Phocidae. The record is from RefSeq and is a predicted model, not a curated record. Gene Ontology annotation, molecular function: [heparan sulfate]-glucosamine 3-sulfotransferase activity.
AUGGCCCCUCCGGGCCCGGCCGGCGCCCACCCCACCUCCGCCGAGCCGCUGUCCCGCAGCAUCUUCCGGAAGUUCCUGCUGAUGCUCUGCUCCCUGCUCACGUCCCUGUACGUCUUCUACUGCCUGGCCGAGCGCUGCCAGACCCUGGCGGGCCCGGUGGUGCGGCCGUCGGGCGGCGGCGACAAGGCGGGGGCCCCGGGGCGAGGCGCCCUGGCCGGAGGCCCGAGGGAGCUGGCGGUGUGGCCCGCGGCGGCGCACAGGAAGCGCCUCCUGCAGCUGCAGCCGUGGCGGAGACUCCGGCCGCCCGCGCCGCGCCCCGACGGCGAGGAGGCGGCCUGGGAAGAGGAGCCCCCCGGUCUGGCCGGCGGUCCCGGCGGCUCCGGGGCCGGGAGCAGCGUGGCCGAGGCCCCGCCGGGGACCCUGGCCCUGCUGCUGGACGAAGGCAGCAAGCAUCUGCCGCAGGCCAUCAUCAUCGGCGUGAAGAAGGGCGGCACGCGGGCUCUGCUGGAGUUCCUGCGCGUGCACCCCGACGUGCGCGCCGUGGGCGCCGAGCCCCACUUCUUCGACCGCAGCUACGACAAGGGCCUCGCCUGGUACCGGGACCUGAUGCCGAGGACCCUGGAGGGGCAGAUCACCAUGGAGAAGACACCCAGUUACUUCGUCACCCGCGAAGCGCCCGCGCGCAUCUCGGCCAUGUCCAAGGACACCAAGCUCAUCGUGGUGGUGCGGGACCCGGUGACCCGAGCCAUCUCGGACUACACGCAGACACUGUCCAAGCGGCCCGACAUCCCCACCUUCGAGAGCUUGACGUUCAAGAACCGCACGACGGGCCUCAUCGACACGUCGUGGAGCGCCAUCCAGAUCGGCAUCUACGCCAAGCACCUGGAGCACUGGCUGCAUCACUUCCCCAUCGGCCAGAUGCUCUUCGUGAGCGGGGAGCGGCUCAUCAGCGACCCAGCCGGCGAGCUGGGCCGCGUGCAGGACUUCCUGGGCCUCAAGAGGAUCAUCACCGACAAGCACUUCUACUUCAACAAGACCAAGGGCUUCCCCUGCCUGAAGAAGGCCGAGGGCAGCAGCAAGCCCCACUGCCUGGGCAAGACCAAGGGCAGGACCCACCCCGAGAUCGACCGCGAGGUGGUGCGCAGGCUGCGCGAGUUCUAUCGGCCGUUCAACUUGAAGUUCUACCAGAUGACCGGCCAGGACUUUGGCUGGGAUGGAUGA